Molecule: messenger RNA, 1066 nt
Organism: Oreochromis aureus
Lineage: Eukaryota; Metazoa; Chordata; Actinopteri; Cichliformes; Cichlidae
Product: ceramide-1-phosphate transfer protein
Exons: 2
Coding region: 229-876 (215 amino acids)
Biological process (GO): intermembrane lipid transfer; ceramide transport
Cellular component (GO): cytosol; membrane; cytoplasm
Molecular function (GO): ceramide 1-phosphate binding; ceramide 1-phosphate transfer activity
Source: RefSeq, a predicted model, not a curated record
CCGGAUAAGAACAGACAGGAUCUGUCGCUUCACGCUGUCGAGAAAAAAAAAUGCGUAAUUUUCCUUUCAAUUUUAACUUGUCUUGUAGGUGACGAGUUCACUUCUUGAUCGUUUACCACAGGGCUUACAUUUUUACCCAGUUCCGGUUUGUUUGUAGCCCCGAAAUACAUUUUUUUCAUUCAUUUUUUACGUGCCUGUUUGUGUCAUUUGCACUUCCUGGUAGAAACCAUGGCAGGCUCAGAAGACCAGAAGUUCUCCCUCCAGGAGGUCCUAGACACUUUUAAGUUGUGUCUGUCGGAAAAUAAAGAAGUCUAUCUAGAACAGUACGUCGCUGGAUGGCGUGGGCUUGUAAAGUUUCUGAACAGCUUGGGAAGUGUCUUUGGCUUCAUUUCUAAGGAUGCUGUCAGCAAGAUCCAGAUCCUUGUGAGUUAUAUGAAGGGUGAGAACGCUUCUCACUAUGCUACUGUGCAGUCGAUGGUAAAAUACGAACUGGACAAUAAUCUCGUGGAUGUGAACAAGAAAGGAAGCCACCCAGAGUCUGGCUGUCGUACUCUGCUGAGGCUCCACCGCGCUCUGAGGUGGCUGGAGCUCUUCCUGGAUCGCCUGCGCACCAGCACAGAAGACAGUAAAACAUCUGCCCUGUGUGCAGAGGCCUACAACGAGUCCCUUGCCCAGCACCAUCCGUGGAUGAUCCGUAAGGCUGCGGGCAUGGCGUUCCUCGUGCUUCCUGGUCGCCAAACCUUUUUCGAAGUAAUGAAUGUUGGCCCGCCUGAGCAAGUUGUGGCCAAGCUGGGGGAGGCCCUACCUCUCAUCUCUGAGGUGUACCAGAUCACAGAGGACCUAUAUGCUCAACAUAACCUGCUUGAUUUACCUUAGAAGCAAGAAGUGCUAAUAUCUGACGGCUCAUACUUAAAUAUUUGUAACUUGUCCUUGGUGAAAGGCUGCUGAACAAGAUGCUUCUGCUCCUUGGAUUGUGUCAUAACUAGCUGUAAUACCACCAAGAUUAAUUUUGAAACUACUGUAUACAUGUUUUAACAUAAAAUUCUGUACAUUUUCCUCCACGUAA